This is a messenger RNA of Mauremys reevesii (Reeves's turtle), 2010 nucleotides long. It is a transcript of the gene NKX1-1, whose product is annotated as NK1 homeobox 1. Gene Ontology annotation, molecular function: DNA-binding transcription factor activity, RNA polymerase II-specific; RNA polymerase II cis-regulatory region sequence-specific DNA binding. The coding region runs from base 484 to 1713 and encodes 409 amino acids. Gene Ontology annotation, cellular component: nucleus. The transcript is spliced from 2 exons. The record is from RefSeq and is a predicted model, not a curated record. Gene Ontology annotation, biological process: cell differentiation; regulation of transcription by RNA polymerase II. NCBI's taxonomy places the organism in Eukaryota, Metazoa, Chordata, Testudines, Geoemydidae.
CCAACACCAUCCUUCACUCUCUCCCCUCUCCCGCCCCCCUCCCCUUUCUCAGCCACACACACUUUCAGUGUCUCGCUCCUCCAGUGAUGGAGAUUACUGACUAUUAUGGGCAAGGGAUUAAUUUGUAGCCAAUUACAAUCCACUGCUAAAUAUGAAUGCAUAAAUACGAUACAGCCUUGCCCGUGUGUGUGUGUGAGUGACGGGUGGGGGCAUAAAUGUUUAGGUAGCCCUGUGAGGAUAAUGAGAAGAAAGAAAGAGCAACUGAGUGGAGCAUCACCCUUUGACUUCCUUCAUCCACGGGAGAAUCCAAUUCAGGUUGGACCUAGCCACGUGCAAUCCUGUAGACCUAAAGGAACCAGCUCGUCUCUGUGCUAAAUUGACGAUAAACAAAGCAGCUCCCGAGUUGACUGCAAGACAGGAGUUUCCAGCUGAAGUUCGCAGAAAGGGAAAGAGUUGCAAUUGGAAGGGGCUCUGAAAAGAGUCAUGAAUGUGAGCAGAGACAAGACUCAGGGGGGUGACAUCUCUAUCCCAGCAGCAGCAGCAGCAAGCCAGGCUGGCAUUGUAGUGGAGCCAGUGUCCGGCUGCCUUCACGGGGAAAGCAUGGACAGCCACGGGGACCAGAGACUUUCUUCCAGCAACGACCUCCCAGUCUAUUCGUGUCCUGGAAAUAGAGACAGGCCAGGCGACAAUCAGAGCAACACCCCUGGACAACAGGGGGUGGUGGCAGCCCUGCCCGUGGUCCACAGAACCACUUCUUUUUCAGUGCUGGACAUUCUGGAUCCCAACAAAUUCAACAGCAAAAAGCGGCAAUGUUCUGUGUUGUACAAAUCCGCAGGGAGCGAAUUCACUCUAGGGGCAGAGGAUAAACCCGAGGAGUCAGGAACGGAACUAGCAGAUCAAAAGGCUCUGAGUGAAGAUUUUGAAACGUGCAAAAAGUCCUCGGACUUACUCAAGGACGGGGAGCUGCACAAGGCCGAGGAGUGCGAGCUGGACUACGGCAGCAGGCCCAGCCCCAGCGCCGAGAGCGAGCUGCAGGACGAGGAGGAACUGUGCAGCGAGGAGAGCAGCAGCAGCCUGGGCGGCGUGGCGGGGUCCGGCGAGGCAGAGCCCGGCCACCACCCCGAGGACGGGGAGCCGGGCAGCCAGGAGCAGCCGCCGCCGCCGGCCCAACCCCCUGCCCCCGGCGGGGGCCCGCAGGCCAAGCCCAAGAGGAAGCGCACGGGCUCGGACUCCAAGUCGGGCAAGCCCCGGCGGGCGCGGACCGCGUUCACCUACGAGCAGCUGGUGGCGCUGGAGAACAAGUUCAAGUCCACGCGGUACCUGUCGGUGUGCGAGCGCCUCAACCUGGCGCUGUCGCUCAGCCUGACCGAGACCCAGGUCAAGAUCUGGUUCCAGAACCGCCGCACCAAGUGGAAGAAGCAGAACCCGGGCGCCGACACCAGCGCCCCGACGGGCGGCGGGGCAGGAGGCGGCGGGGCCGGAGGGGGCCUGGGGGGAGGCGGCCUGGGCGGCGGGCUGAGCCCGCUCAGCCACUCGCCGCCCAUGGGCAACCCGCUCUCCAUGCACGGCCCCGGGGGCUACCCGGGACACCCCACCGGGGGGCUGGUGUGCGCUGCCCAGCUGCCCUUCCUGCCCAGCCCCGCCGUCCUCUCGCCCUUUGUCCUGGGCUCGCAGACUUACGGGGCUCCGGCCUUCUACACCCCGCACCUAUAAACCUACCUCCCCCGGCCCCGGGACUGCGAGCCGCUGGAGCAGCAGACCCUGGGAAGGAUACUACGCGCCGCGCCCUCUGAGUUCUCCCAGCGCGCUCAGAGCGCCCAUUGCCCCGGUGAGAUGGAUACUACGCGCCGCGCCCUCUGAGUUCUCCCAGCGCGCUCAGAGCGCCCAUUGCCCCAGUGAGAUGGAUACUACGCGCCGCGCCCUCUGAGUUCUCCCAGCGCGCUCAGAGCGCCCAUUGCCCCAGUGAGAUGGAUACUACGCGCCGCGCCCGCUCUGAGAAUCCCCUGCGCG